Messenger RNA from Paramacrobiotus metropolitanus, 1767 nucleotides. Its product is annotated as titin-like. The record is from RefSeq and is a predicted model, not a curated record. The transcript has 7 exons. Gene Ontology annotation, biological process: cell-cell adhesion. Gene Ontology annotation, cellular component: cell-cell junction. Gene Ontology annotation, molecular function: cell adhesion molecule binding. The coding region runs from base 311 to 1492 and encodes 393 amino acids. Lineage: Eukaryota; Metazoa; Tardigrada; Eutardigrada; Parachela; Macrobiotidae.
ACCGCCGUGACGCCGCAUUUUAAUCAGUCGAUCCUUUUGUGGGUUCUUGAAAUUAAAGUGUCAGCCAGUUUAGCGACUUCCAUCGCUUCAGUUAGGUUUAUUCGCUGAGACUGAGUUGGUCAUGAUUUGUUGAUCCUAGUAGAAUUAAAAUUAAAAACGCUCGCUCACUUCGCUCGCUCGCUUGAUUAGAUCUCUAAACCUUUUGGUUUGAGAUAAAGUGUGUCGGCGAAAUUCGUCCAUUCUCCUGGAAUCUCAAAAGAGUUUGCGUUGUCGUUUUUAUCCAUCCCGUCCGUCGUUCUCCGGUUUAAAGAUGAAUGAUCUGGUAAAGAUCCUAGUCGGUGGAUUCCUCCUAUCAACAGUGUCCGCGGUAUUUAAUCCGGAUACCGACAUCGUAUUCACACCCUGGACACCGACCGGCAUAAAAUAUGUCCAGCAGAAUUCCACCGUGGAAGUCAAAUGUUCAGCCAUGAGCAAUCGGAUGUUAUUUGUCGCCAAUAGUACUCUGGAAAGUAAUAGCACCGCUAAGUUCCGAUUUGAUGCGCCUUCAAUGGAGCUGCCGGGUGAUGACGGGAAAACGCACCGCUGCUCGCCGAUGGCCUCCGCCAAGAUUGAACAUUUUGGCGCGGAGAAUGUGGGUAAUUAUACCUGCUUGGUGACGAUUGCCGGGAAAGUCGAGGGCCACCGAAGUGUCUUCAUCAAUUACUUCCCCAGCCUGAAUUUAUCUGGAACACCGGAAGUCGUGUCUAGUCAUCUCGGAGCCGACAUGGUGGAGCUGGUGUGCAGCACGCCGACGGUGCCCCACUGGGCGUCGGGCGGGGUCACCGUGUACUGGCAGUUUCCCAACGGGACCAACAUCACCACGACUCAUGAACUGGUCCCCAAAUAUGCCGCUAACGGUUUGACGCUGACCAUCACCAACGUGUCGCGGACCGACGCUGGAGCGUACAAGUGUAUCGCCUACCAGGUGGUGCCCAACGCCAGCGACGACGGCAGCGAUCACAUCGAUGUGGCGUCGCGGAUGAUUACGUUGGCCGUCGAACGUGCUCCUGAGUUUUUUGAAUCCCUGACCAAAGUACAGCGUGGUGCCGACAAUAUGGUCAAUCUGACGUGCGACGCCGUCACAGGCGGCGCGGUGGAUCCCGUAUUUACCUGGUCCCGCAACGGAACGGAACUGCGCGAACUGGACGACAAGAACGCGCCGCCCUGCACACACCGCAGCUGCCCCAUUCCGUUCAAUGAGGACCAUUCGCUGUUUGACGAUAUCCGCUGCACAGCCACGAAUGCUUUUGGUGAAGCGUCCAAAGCCUUCAGAAUCAUCGAUGGCGUCAGAACGGCUACCAGCAUGGACGCCGUCCACCCGCCCGCUGGCCAGACCGGUCUCGUGCCGACUGUCCCGGGAGUCAACGUGGAAAUACAGCCGAGCGCCGCGGCGGGUCUCGGAAUGCAGGCAGCGCUCGUGGCCCUUAUCGCCCUGUUUGUUGUGUGUGUGUAGAUUGUGGAAACUGGAAUGUGUAUGUGUGUUGAUGGGUUUGCGGUUUUCCUUGUUUAAAUGACGGUUUUCAUCGCGCUUGAUAUGAAUCACAGACGUUCCAUGAUGUCCUUAGAUUUGUUGGUACGUUUCAGCUUUUUGGUUUGACGCUUUACAAGGUUUCUAUGGGGAUUUCUCUCGAAUUCUGUGAAUCUUGAUUAUUAUAUUGGUGUCGUUGCAUUAUUUAUCAGAUGUGCUGUGCAAAAGCGGAAUUCGGAGUUAACCUUCAUUAAAAUAAU